GCUAUCCUGUGCCACUGAGAUUUGGACUGGUGUUGCACUGACUCCCUGGUUCUUCAGGCUUCCUGUAUGUGUCUUACAUCCCUCUGGGUUAUCAACCUGUUCAUUUUGAUGCAGAGAGAGGAGAAGCAACUCGAGGCAUCAUUAGAUGCACUGCUGAGUCAAGUAGCUGAUCUGAAGAACUCACUGGGGAGUUUCAUUUACAAGUUGGAGAACGAGUAUGACCGGCUGACCUGGCCCUCUGUGCUGGACAGCUUUGCCUUGCUCUCUGGACAGUUGAACACUCUGAAUAAGGUCUUGAAACAUGAAAAGACACCACUCUUCCGUAACCAGGUUAUCAUCCCUCUGGUAUUGUCCCCAGACCGAGAUGAAGAUCUCAUGCGGCAGACUGAAGGACGGGUACCUGUUUUCAGCCAUGAGGUAGUCCCCAACCAUCUGAGAACCAAGCCUGACCCUGAGGUCGAAGAGCAGGAGAAGCAACUGACAACGGACGCUGCCCGCAUUGGUGCUGAUGCAGCUCAGAAGCAGAUCCAGAGCUUGAAUAAAAUGUGCUCAAACCUUCUGGAGAAAAUCAGCAAAGAGGAGCGAGAAUCAGAGAGUGGAGGUCUCCGGCCAAACAAACAGACCUUUAACCCAAAUGACACCAAUGCCUUGGCGGCAGCUGUUGCCUUUGGGAAGGGGCUGUCUAACUGGAGGUCUUCAGGCAGCAGUGGUCCUGGCCAGCCAGGCCAGCCAGGAGCUGGAACAAUCCUUGCGGGAGCCUCAGGUCUACAGCAGGUGCAAAUGGCAGGAGCUCCAAGCCAGCAGCAGCCAAUGCUCAGUGGGGUGCAAAUGGCUCAAGCAGGUCAGCCAGGGAAAAUGCCAAGUGGGAUAAAAACCAACAUCAAGUCGGCUUCAAUGCAUCCCUAUCAGCGGUGAGUGUGGCUGGCAACUUCCACUCCUUGGUGUGAUUCACAGAUUUGAGCAGUGAAAUUCCCAUUUGCGCAAGGCUCACCUAGAUUGAUACAAUAAAAAGAACAUGACCUUUCAGCAACAGACAAAUCCCUGCACCUUUGCUGACUAGCUUUGUGACCCUGGGCGAGUGACCUAAUUUUUCUGAGCCUGUUUACUCAUUUGUAAAUGGUCAUAAUACCUACCUCAUAGGGUUGUUAUGAGGAUUAAAAUGAGAAAAUGAAUGUAAAGCACUUAGCACAGUGUAUGAAAUAGUGGGUAUUCAAUAAAUGAUAGUUCCGACUCUCUUCUUUCCACCGACCUCCGUAA
Messenger RNA from Tupaia belangeri chinensis (Chinese tree shrew), 1257 nucleotides. RefSeq names its product mediator complex subunit 8 (gene MED8). Gene Ontology annotation, cellular component: mediator complex; core mediator complex. Gene Ontology annotation, biological process: regulation of transcription by RNA polymerase II. The coding region runs from base 67 to 915 and encodes 282 amino acids. Gene Ontology annotation, molecular function: transcription coregulator activity; RNA polymerase II cis-regulatory region sequence-specific DNA binding. The transcript is spliced from 6 exons. The record is from RefSeq and is a predicted model, not a curated record. NCBI's taxonomy places the organism in Eukaryota, Metazoa, Chordata, Mammalia, Scandentia, Tupaiidae.